Messenger RNA from Benincasa hispida (wax gourd), 444 nucleotides. The record is from RefSeq and is a predicted model, not a curated record. Lineage: Eukaryota; Viridiplantae; Streptophyta; Magnoliopsida; Cucurbitales; Cucurbitaceae.
AUGAUUAUUGAUGAUCUACAAUUUGUCUUGACGGAGGAAUUUCCUCCAGUCCCCGCUCGAAAUGCAUCCCAAGCGUUGAAGGAUGCUUAUGACUGUUGGACAAAGACCAAUGAUAAGGCUCGAGUCUAUAUCUUAGCAAGUCUGUCUGACGUUCUUCCCAAGAGGCAUGAGGUCAUGAUGUCUGCAUGUCAGAUCAUGGAGUCCCUCCAGGAGAUGUUUAGGCAAAUGUCUAUUCAAAUCUGGCACGAGGCCUUCAAGUAUAUUUACAAUGUACGCAUGAAAGAAAGCCAAUCAGUGAGGAAAUAUGUUUUCAACCUGAUGGACCAGUUCAAUCUUGUCAAAAUGAACGGUGUGGUCAUCAAUGAGCAGAGUCAGGUGUCAUUUAUUUUAGAAGCCCUUCUAAAGAGUUUUCUUCAAUUCUGUAGUAAUGUGGUUAUGAAAUAA